Messenger RNA from Closterium sp. NIES-65, 5430 nucleotides. The record is from the annotation of a GenBank genome assembly. Lineage: Eukaryota; Viridiplantae; Streptophyta; Zygnematophyceae; Desmidiales; Closteriaceae.
AUGAGAGGGAUGGUGAUGGCCCUGCAGUCAACCGCCCUCUCCUCUGCGAUGCCCCCUCAUGUGCUCCCUCAUGCGCCCCCUCAUGUGCCCCCUCAUGUGCUCCCUCAUGUGCCCCCUCAUGUGCCCCCUCAUGUGCCCCCUCAUGUGCCCCCUCAUGUGCUCCCUCAUGCGCCCCCUCAUGUGCCCCCUCAUGUGCUCCCUCAUGUGCCCCCUCAUGUGCCCCCUCAUGUGCCCCCUCAUGUGCCCCCUCAUGUGCCCCCUCAUGUGCCCCCUCAUGUGCCCCCUCAUGUGCUCCCUCAUGUGCCCCCUCAUGUGCUCCCUCAUGCGCCCCCUCAUGUGCCCCCUCAUGUGCCCCCUCAUGUGCCCCCUCAUGUGCCCCCUCAUGUGCCCCCUCAUGUGCCCCCUCAUGUGCUCCCUCAUGCGCCCCCUCAUGUGCCCCCUCAUGUGCUCCCUCAUGUGCCCCCUCAUGUGCCCCCUCAUGUGCCCCCUCAUGUGCUCCCUCAUGCGCCCCCUCAUGUGCCCCCUCAUGUGCUCCCUCAUGUGCCCCCUCAUGUGCCCCCUCAUGUGCCCCCUCAUGUGCCCCCUCAUGUGCUCCCUCAUGUGCCCCCUCAUGUGCCCCCUCAUGUGCCCCCUCAUGUGCCCCCUCAUGUGCCCCCUCAUGUGCCCCCUCAUGUGCCCCCUCAUGUGCCCCCUCAUGUGCCCCCUCAUGUGCCCCCUCAUGCGCCCCCUCAUGUGCUCCCUCAUGCGCCCCCUCAUGUGCCCCCUCAUGUGCUCCCUCAUGUGCCCCCUCAUGUGCCCCCUCAUGUGCCCCCUCAUGUGCCCCCUCAUGUGCUCCCUCAUGCGCCCCCUCAUGUGCCCCCUCAUGUGCUCCCUCAUGUGCCCCCUCAUGUGCCCCCUCAUGUGCUCCCUCAUGUGCCCCCUCAUGUGCCCCCUCAUGUGCCCCCUCAUGUGCCCCCUCAUGCGCCCCCUCAUGUGCCCCCUCAUGUGCCCCCUCAUGUGCUCCCUCAUGUGCCCCCUCAUGUGCCCCCUCAUGUGCCCCCUCAUGUGCUCCCUCAUGUGCCCCCUCAUGUGCCCCCUCAUGUGCCCCCUCAUGUGCCCCCUCAUGUGCUCCCUCAUGCGCCCCCUCAUGUGCCCCCUCAUGUGCUCCCUCAUGUGCCCCCUCAUGUGCCCCCUCAUGUGCCCCCUCAUGUGCCCCCUCAUGUGCUCCCUCAUGCGCCCCCUCAUGUGCCCCCUCAUGUGCUCCCUCAUGUGCCCCCUCAUGUGCCCCCUCAUGUGCCCCCUCAUGUGCCCCCUCAUGUGCUCCCUCAUGUGCCCCCUCAUGUGCCCCCUCAUGUGCCCCCUCAUGUGCCCCCUCAUGUGCUCCCUCAUGCGCCCCCUCAUGUGCCCCCUCAUGUGCUCCCUCAUGUGCUCCCUCAUGUGCCCCCUCAUGUGCCCCCUCAUGUGCCCCCUCAUGUGCCCCCUCAUGUGCUCCCUCAUGCGCCCCCUCAUGUGCCCCCUCAUGUGCCCCCUCAUGUGCUCCCUCAUGCGCCCCCUCAUGUGCCCCCUCAUGUGCUCCCUCAUGUGCCCCCUCAUGUGCCCCCUCAUGUGCCCCCUCAUGUGCCCCCUCAUGUGCUCCCUCAUGCGCCCCCUCAUGUGCCCCCUCAUGUGCUCCCUCAUGUGCUCCCUCAUGUGCCCCCUCAUGUGCUCCCUCAUGUGCCCCCUCAUGUGCCCCCUCAUGUGCCCCCUCAUGUGCCCCCUCAUGUGCCCCCUCAUGUGCCCCCUCAUGUGCCCCCUCAUGUGCCCCCUCAUGUGCCCCCUCAUGUGCUCCCUCAUGUGCCCCCUCAUGUGCUCCCUCAUGCGCCCCCUCAUGUGCCCCCUCAUGUGCCCCCUCAUGUGCCCCCUCAUGUGCCCCCUCAUGUGCCCCCUCAUGUGCCCCCUCAUGUGCUCCCUCAUGCGCCCCCUCAUGUGCCCCCUCAUGUGCUCCCUCAUGUGCCCCCUCAUGUGCCCCCUCAUGUGCCCCCUCAUGUGCUCCCUCAUGCGCCCCCUCAUGUGCCCCCUCAUGUGCUCCCUCAUGUGCCCCCUCAUGUGCCCCCUCAUGUGCCCCCUCAUGUGCCCCCUCAUGUGCUCCCUCAUGUGCCCCCUCAUGUGCCCCCUCAUGUGCCCCCUCAUGUGCCCCCUCAUGUGCCCCCUCAUGUGCCCCCUCAUGUGCCCCCUCAUGUGCCCCCUCAUGUGCCCCCUCAUGUGCCCCCUCAUGCGCCCCCUCAUGUGCUCCCUCAUGCGCCCCCUCAUGUGCCCCCUCAUGUGCUCCCUCAUGUGCCCCCUCAUGUGCCCCCUCAUGUGCCCCCUCAUGUGCCCCCUCAUGUGCUCCCUCAUGCGCCCCCUCAUGUGCCCCCUCAUGUGCUCCCUCAUGUGCCCCCUCAUGUGCCCCCUCAUGUGCUCCCUCAUGUGCCCCCUCAUGUGCCCCCUCAUGUGCCCCCUCAUGUGCCCCCUCAUGCGCCCCCUCAUGUGCCCCCUCAUGUGCCCCCUCAUGUGCUCCCUCAUGUGCCCCCUCAUGUGCCCCCUCAUGUGCCCCCUCAUGUGCUCCCUCAUGUGCCCCCUCAUGUGCCCCCUCAUGUGCCCCCUCAUGUGCCCCCUCAUGUGCUCCCUCAUGCGCCCCCUCAUGUGCCCCCUCAUGUGCUCCCUCAUGUGCCCCCUCAUGUGCCCCCUCAUGUGCCCCCUCAUGUGCCCCCUCAUGUGCUCCCUCAUGCGCCCCCUCAUGUGCCCCCUCAUGUGCUCCCUCAUGUGCCCCCUCAUGUGCCCCCUCAUGUGCCCCCUCAUGUGCCCCCUCAUGUGCUCCCUCAUGUGCCCCCUCAUGUGCCCCCUCAUGUGCCCCCUCAUGUGCCCCCUCAUGUGCUCCCUCAUGCGCCCCCUCAUGUGCCCCCUCAUGUGCUCCCUCAUGUGCUCCCUCAUGUGCCCCCUCAUGUGCCCCCUCAUGUGCCCCCUCAUGUGCCCCCUCAUGUGCUCCCUCAUGCGCCCCCUCAUGUGCCCCCUCAUGUGCCCCCUCAUGUGCUCCCUCAUGCGCCCCCUCAUGUGCCCCCUCAUGUGCUCCCUCAUGUGCCCCCUCAUGUGCCCCCUCAUGUGCCCCCUCAUGUGCCCCCUCAUGUGCUCCCUCAUGCGCCCCCUCAUGUGCCCCCUCAUGUGCUCCCUCAUGUGCUCCCUCAUGUGCCCCCUCAUGUGCUCCCUCAUGUGCCCCCUCAUGUGCCCCCUCAUGUGCCCCCUCAUGUGCCCCCUCAUGUGCCCCCUCAUGCGCCCCCUCAUGCGCCCCCUCAUGUGCUCCCUCAUGUGCCCCCUCAUGUGCCCCCUCAUGUGCCCCCUCAUGUGCCCCCUCAUGUGCCCCCUCAUGUGCCCCCUCAUGUGCCCCCUCAUGUGCCCCUCAUGCGCCCCCUCAUGCGCCCCAUCAUGUGCUCCCUCAUGUGCCCCCUCAUGUGCCCCCUCAUGUGCCCCCUCAUGUGCCCCCUCAUGUGCCCCCUCAUGUGCCCCCUCAUGUGCCCCCUCAUGUGCCCCCUCAUGUGCCCCCUCAUGUGCCCCCUCAUGUGCCCCCUCAUGCGCCCCCUCAUGCGCCCCCUCAUGCGCCCCCUCAUGUGCCCCCUCAUGUGCCCCCUCAUGUGCCCCCUCAUGUGCCCCCUCAUGUGCUCCCUCAUGCGCCCCCUCAUGUGCCCCCUCAUGCGCCCCCUCAUGUGCCCCCUCAUGUGCCCCCUCAUGUGCCCCCUCAUGUGCCCCCUCAUGUGCCCCCUCAUGUGCCCCCUCAUGUGCUCCCUCAUGUGCCCCCUCAUGUGCCCCCUCAUGUGCCCCCUCAUGUGCUCCCUCAUGCGCCCCCUCAUGUGCCCCCUCAUGUGCUCCCUCAUGUGCCCCCUCAUGUGCCCCCUCAUGUGCCCCCUCAUGUGCCCCCUCAUGUGCUCCCUCAUGUGCCCCCUCAUGUGCCCCCUCAUGUGCUCCCUCAUGCGCCCCCUCAUGUGCCCCCUCAUGUGCUCCCUCAUGUGCCCCCUCAUGUGCCCCCUCAUGUGCCCCCUCAUGUGCCCCCUCAUGUGCCCCCUCAUGUGCCCCCUCAUGUGCCCCCUCAUGUGCCCCCUCAUGUGCCCCCUCAUGUGCUCCCUCAUGCGCCCCCUCAUGUGCCCCCUCAUGCGCCCCCUCAUGUGCCCCCUCAUGUGCCCCCUCAUGUGCCCCCUCAUGUGCCCCCUCAUGUGCCCCCUCAUGUGCCCCCUCAUGCGCCCCCUCAUGUGCCCCCUCAUGUGCCCCCUCAUGCGCCCCCUCAUGUGCCCCCUCAUGUGCCCCCUCAUGUGCCCCCUCAUGUGCCCCCUCAUGUGCCCCCUCAUGUGCUCCCUCAUGUGCCCCCUCAUGUGCCCCCUCAUGUGCCCCCUCAUGUGCCCCCUCAUGUGCUCCCUCAUGCGCCCCCUCAUGUGCCCCCUCAUGUGCUCCCUCAUGUGCCCCCUCAUGUGCUCCCUCAUGCGCCCCCUCAUGUGCCCCCUCAUGUGCUCCCUCAUGUGCCCCCUCAUGUGCCCCCUCAUGUGCCCCCUCAUGUGCCCCCUCAUGUGCCCCCUCAUGUGCCCCCUCAUGUGCCCCCUCAUGUGCCCCCUCAUGUGCCCCCUCAUGUGCCCCCUCAUGCGCCCCCUCAUGUGCUCCCUCAUGUGCCCCCUCAUGUGCCCCCUCAUGUGCCCCCUCAUGUGCCCCCUCAUGUGCCCCCUCAUGUGCCCCCUCAUGUGCCCCCUCAUGUGCCCCCUCAUGUGCCCCCUCAUGUGCCCCCUCAUGUGCCCCCUCAUGCGCCCCCUCAUGUGCCCCCUCAUGUGCCCCCUCAUGUGCCCCCUCAUGCGCCCCCUCAUGUGCCCCCUCAUGUGCUCCCUCAUGUGCCCCCUCAUGUGCCCCCUCAUGUGCCCCCUCAUGUGCCCCCUCAUGUGCCCCCUCAUGUGCCCCCUCAUGUGCCCCCUCAUGUGCCCCCUCAUGUGCCCCCUCAUGCGCCCCCUCAUGUGCCCCCUCAUGCGCCCCCUCAUGUGCCCCCUCAUGUGCCCCCUCAUGUGCCCCCUCAUGUGCCCCCUCAUGUGCUCCCUCAUGCGCCCCCUCAUGUGCCCCCUCAUGCGCCCCCUCAUGUGCCCCCUCAUGUGCCCCCUCAUGUGCCCCCUCAUGUGCCCCCUCAUGUGCCCCCUCAUGUGCCCCCUCAUGUGCUCCCUCAUGUGCCCCCUCAUGUGCCCCCUCAUGUGCCCCCUCAUGUGCUCCCUCAUGCGCCCCCUCAUGUGCCCCCUCAUGUGCUCCCUCAUGUGCCCCCUCAUGUGCCCCCUCAUGUGCCCCCUCAUGUGCCCCCUCAUGUGCUCCCUCAUGUGCCCCCUCAUGUGCCCCCUCAUGUGCCCCCUCAUGUGCCCCCUCAUCAGCUUCCUGAAGCGGUGCGGCAGCUUGUGUGUGGUGGGAACAUAUGGUGGGUGA